AUGGAAGUUGAAGUAAAUCCCAACGAGGAUACCGAAUGGAACGACAUUCUUCGCCAGCAUGGCAUAAUUCCAGAGAAGCCUAAAGAUCCCGAGCCUUUGAUUCAGGAGGCCCUCAUUGAGGCACAGCGCAGAGCGCACGAGAACCGGCUUGAGGACAAAGACCUGGAUGAGCUGGAUGCACUCGAGGACGAGGAGGACGAGGAUUUCCUCCAGCAGUACCGCCAAAAACGCCUUGCCGAGCUCUCCACCCUCCAACAAACCAGCCUCUUCAACCAAGUUUACCCACUUCAGAAAGUCGACUACGCCCGAGAGGUCACUGAAGCCUCAAAAGAAGCCUUUGUGCUGGUCAACUUGACAUCCCAGGGUGGUAACGUCGAGUCCCGGGUCCUGACCGAGCUCUGGCGACAACUGGCCACCAAAUUCGGCGACAUCAAGUUCUGCGAAAUCCGCGCCGACAUGUGCAUUGAGGGCUAUCCAGAGCGUAACACCCCGACAAUCUUGAUCUACAAGGACACUGAGAUCCGGAAACAGUUGGUCACGCUGCGGGAGCUAAAGGGACCUCGCACUAAGCUGGAGGACCUGGAGCGACUACUCGUUGAGAUCGGAGCGCUGAAGGAGAGCGACAUGCGCCUGAAGAAGCGCGCCGACUCGGACGGGGAGCAGAAGAAAAAUGACGAACUCAAUGUGGAGGACUAUGAUGACGACUGGGAUUAA
Molecule: messenger RNA, 714 nt
Organism: Penicillium macrosclerotiorum
Lineage: Eukaryota; Fungi; Ascomycota; Eurotiomycetes; Eurotiales; Aspergillaceae
Product: phosducin family protein
Exons: 3
Coding region: 1-714 (237 amino acids)
Biological process (GO): protein folding
Cellular component (GO): cytoplasm
Source: RefSeq, a predicted model, not a curated record